GGGGUCGCUGCCGCCCCCUCCGCCCGUGCCGGGCAGGGUCGUCGCCGCAGCCGCCACAGCCACCACCGCCACUGCACGGGAGCCGGGACUGGCGCGGCCAACCCCUCCGCGCCCGUGACGCGAGGCCUGAGGGACGGAGUGGAGGGGGGAGCGAAGGACGCCGGGGCUGCCAUGAGGGAGGCGGCGCUGAGGUGAAGGAUGCUGGCCUGGAGGCCUGGAGCCCGGAGCGUGGGCGCUGGACGGGGCCCCGAGUCGUCGGACGCCCGCGACGGAGCCGCCCUUGGCCCCCACUUGGGCCGCGGGCGCUGCCGGCCUGCCGCCGACCUAGAUAUGAAAAUGCAUCUGGAGAAAAAUCUAGAAGAGGAGCGUCAGAUAUUACUGCAGCAACAAAAAAUAUGUCGAAUUCGAGCACGUAAAUAUUUUGUGGAAUCAAACCAGAGAAAAAAAGCUUUUGAAGAAAAACGAAAAGAACAAGAAGAAAAAGAACAACAAAUCAGAGAACAAAUACUUCAACAAAGAAAAGAGAAGUUUGAAGAAGUCACUGAAAAAUUCCAGCGUGCUCAUAUUCCUCUUUCACAACGGAGGAGAGCAGUUUUUCAAAAACGAGUUCCUCUGUUGGAAGAAGCCCUCAAGCAAAUUCAAGAAUCCAAUUUAAAAUCAGAAGUAAACCUCCUCCCUUCCUACAGACCAACAAUAAAUUGGAGAGCUAUAGAUAAUGCCUUGCCUUCAUCAUUGUCAAAAAAUGAUCACAAGCAUCAGAAACAUCUCUUAUCCAAAAUCAAUUGUGGUAAAGAAUUGAAGGAAAACAACAGGGCAAACUUGGCUACUAACAGAGAUGCGUUCCAGCUUAAACUGGAAGAAACUCAGAAACUCCUAGAAGAUCAGCAUCUAAGCAGUUUGCAAAUAUUUUGUGAUGAAGUUAAUCAACUAACAAAUUCUGAAACCCUCUCGAGUAUAGACAGUCUUGAGGCUGGGGAACAUGAAGAAAUAUACUUAACACUUGAGGAGCUCUGCACAUCGAGCCAGAAGAGCCCCAUUUCUCCCAAAGCAGUCAAUCUGCAGGCAGCUAAUCUGAGCGGCGGUGGUGAAGACGAACUGUCAUUCUCUAAAACUCAGCGUAUAAACAACUGGCUCAUAAACGUAAAUGACCCAAAGACUGAGACUGUCACAUCUGUCUCGGAUAUUUUAAGCAAAGCGAAUGUGCUGCCUUCUUGUGAAUGUCUGAACGGCGAGGACCAAAGUGCGCCCGCGGACAGGGUGACAGAGCGUGCUGACCAUUCAGUAGCCUCGGGGCACAGCCGCCCCGCAUCCCGAAGCGAUGGGAAACGCACAAAGGUCUCCGAAACGAGCGCUGGGAGAGCGGCCGACUCCUGCUCCGGCACAUUCAAAAGGGAGAGACCCUUCGUUACUGAGAGCCCAACGUUUAAAUUCAGCAGAGUGGGGACCGCUGCGGACCGUCUCACACGGGAGCCGGCGACGUUUGCAGACCGCCGCGGCGCUUCUGCGUUAGCUGCAGAGAGCGCAGCCGCUUCGUGUGUGCCGGUGGCGACCCGCACGGCUCUGCCUUGCGGCGGGCCGGCCGCGAGGCCCUCGCCGGAGAGCAGCCCGCGAAGACCGCUGGGCCCGGCGCAGCGUUCGGACAAGUUGGGAGGCUUGCCCGAGGUCAGAGAGGACACGUUACAGGACGUUCCCCGGGAUAAGGCGGACCCGCCCUUGUUUUCAGCCGGCGUCCCCGUUGCCUGUGUCCCUCCCCGCUCUGCCUCGGACGGUGGGACACACGCAAGAGCCCAAACACCAGCCUGGGAGGGUUCCGUCGCCGCUAAGUGUGACUCGGUAGGGACGCACAGGACGGGGAAGCACAGCGCGCACGAGAGAGGCGGCGGGGGCUUCCUCAAGAGCAUCUUGAAAAAAGAAUCUAAGUGCGAGCGCGGCCGUUUUAAGGCGCUGGUGGUAAACCACAGCGGCAGGUGCGGAGGUCCGAGGGCGGCUCUCCGAGACAGCGCUGAAUUCGCGCAAGAGAAGGCUACGGAAACCGCAAAGACCGUUAAGAAACUGAGGUGGUUUGACGAACCGGGAGACCCCGCGGGCCAGGCGCUGAAGAGCAGGACGGAGCCGUGUCCACAGCGGGGUCCGCCUUUCCGCCCUCAGCCGCGCAGGGGAGCUGCGGGCCGGGGGGCAGCGCGGCCGCAGGAGGACGGCGUCUCGGAGACGGCCGCCGCCCCCGGAGCACCUGCCGCAGCCCCGGUGCCUCUCACCUGUUUCGUGCCUUCCGGCUGCGACGCGGCCGGACAAGCCUGGCCGACCUCAGGGACGGGGGGACGGCCACCCCCGCGGCCCCGGGGGGAUUCUAAAGCUGGGACGGCUAGGCCGCGCGGUGCCGGGGCCCGCAGGAGAACGAGAUCGGCCCCCGCGCAGGGCGCGCUGUCGUGCGCGCUUGGAAGGGACGCCGCGCCCCGGCCGCGCUCGGCUAGCAGAGCCCACGGCCCCUGGGCAGCUCAGGGCGCACCGCCCGUGCCUCCGCCUCCGCCCCGCAGCACGAGCUGCAGGAGCCCGUGGGCGUUUGGCGGCCCCGCAACGCCGCAUGGAGACCCGCAGCCGGUGAUGGCGCCAGGCUGCCUCCGCGCCAGCCCCGUGCUUCCCCCGGAGCGCGGCGGGCUGGGCGCGUGGGGUCCGGAAGGUGGCGGGCCGCUCGCACACAUGCCUUCGGGGCCCGGGCCUGCGAUGCCUUCUCCACCCCGUGGUUCGCGGCGCCGGACGCGCGCCGAAGCAGCCGGCUCGGGCGGCACCGGGGCCCGUCCUGCCUGCGGAGACGGCCGCCGCCCGCCGCCCCUCAGGGCCGUCCCGGAGGAGUCCGUUCCCCGACGGAAGGCGCCGAGUGACGCGCGCGGCCGCAGGGAACCGGAUGCUGGCUUUCCUGUUGUAAGAAGAAAGCGAAUUGUUGAAGAUAAGCAGAGAAGCCUUUUGGAACAGAAAAGACAAAACCCUGGAUCUGCAGGAAAGAAGUGUGACGAGUGCACGCAUAAUUUGGAGCAAAGUGCCCAGCCAAAUUCAAGUGAGCCAAAACAUACUACAAGGUGUACUUCUGAUGUUGAAGAAGUUUCAGAUAGUACUUCUCAGUUUUUGAUGGCUGAAAACCUAGUGAAAGCUUCAGUGCCUGAGGAUGAAAUUCUCGCUGUCAUGAACAGCAGGCAACUACAGAAACCACAUCUGGCUGUAAAUAAGACCCAGCCGUUCAACGUCUGUGCACUCCCGGCUGCAGAACAGAAGCUUCUCCAGUCCCUCAGUCACCACAAUGAGAGGUUCCACUAUGUACAAGAAGCCAUUUGCAAGAAUCCAUCCAUCAGAAAUACCUUACAAAUAAUACCACUUCUGAACAGCCGGCCGAGAGGCAGCCCGUCCCUGGGGGUCGGAUCCAGGCUGCAGAGGAAGUACUGACGGACCGCAGCGGCGAGUAUGACUGUUCUCGCGGCCAUUAACAAUGGCCUGUAAAUAGAGCAUAGAUUUCCGCAUUUGUUAAGGAUUUAAAUAAUACAACCAUAAGAUAAAGGUAAAUCAUCACAUGAGUAAUGGAGAUAAAUUGACUAGUUUACAUUUAUGCUACAAGGUUAUUAUGUAUUUUAUUGAUAAUACGUUUUUAGUGAAGGGAAAUGUUUCAUUGUUUUUAGUGAGCCUGCUACUGAAAACACAUUCAUUAUAUUUGAAAAUAAAAUGGUAUUUUGUUAUUCAAAUUAUGUAUUAGCUAUAGUUGUGAAGUUUUGUUUUUCUGAAAUUCCUAAUAAAUUCUAUUAAAUUUUGGUA
Messenger RNA from Neogale vison (American mink), 3798 nucleotides. RefSeq names its product centrosomal protein 126 (gene CEP126). Lineage: Eukaryota; Metazoa; Chordata; Mammalia; Carnivora; Mustelidae. Gene Ontology annotation, biological process: cytoplasmic microtubule organization; mitotic spindle organization; non-motile cilium assembly. The record is from RefSeq and is a predicted model, not a curated record. Gene Ontology annotation, cellular component: centrosome; midbody; ciliary base. Bases 199 to 3435 code for a protein of 1078 amino acids. The transcript has 11 exons.